Messenger RNA from Metarhizium acridum CQMa 102, 1161 nucleotides. The record is from RefSeq and is a predicted model, not a curated record. NCBI's taxonomy places the organism in Eukaryota, Fungi, Ascomycota, Sordariomycetes, Hypocreales, Clavicipitaceae.
AUGGCAUCACAUACCGGAGACAUCGUCUCUGCAGCGCACCAAUCUCUGCACAAUGCCCCGGGCCUCACGACCUCGGUUGGACGGCACCAGCAACCGUCACCACCGCCCAGCCAAAGCUUCCACAUACCCGACUCGUCCUUGGCAUCCUCGUCGUUCAGCCAGGUCGAGCCGAGCUCUACCCAACAGACCUCCCGGGAGAGCCGGCAAACGGUUAUCCACCUCCGGGAUUUGGCGCACAUGCAAAGCCUCGCAGACGCCAAGAUGCUUGGGGGGAGCAGCUGCGCAUCCUUGGACCCAAACGUCCAGAUCAAGUAUGAAAUCAGCGGAAUGCCCAUUGCCGACAUAAUCGAAAUGGUGGCUGCCCUGCUCACCAAGAUCACCACUACCAACGACUUGCAGCACGAUGCCAUGCAGCGAAACGUGGCCCAUCAGCAGCAAGCCAGUCAGUCCAACGACUCUGGGUCUCACAUGAGCCCUCUGAGCCAUUCCGUCCUGGCUUUCCACGGCAAAAACGUGCCCGCAAUUACCAUCUUGAGCUACCUCUCGCGCAUACACAAGUACUGUCCCACAACCUACGAAGUGUUUCUCAGCCUGCUAGUCUACUUUGACCGCAUGACGGAGCGAGUCAACGAAAUUGUCAUGCAUAGCGAGCAAUCCCAAAGCCGGGCUGCUUCGCACUCGCACCCUGCAUCGUCGGGGGCAUCGCGGGGAGACACCACCAUGCACGAAGAUGCCCACGAGUCGGACGAGAGCGAUUCAGACUUGGCAGACGACGACGACAACGAUGACGAAAUGGUAGACUCUCCUACAGCGGCAGGUGGACGCAACGAAUCCGGGCAGGCUGCCACAGAAUCCGAUGACCGAGUCGCAGUUAGCCCGGCAACAUACUUUGUAGUGGACAGUUUUAAUAUCCACAGAUUGAUUAUUUCCGGGGUGACUUGCGCCAGCAAGUUCUUUUCUGACGUCUUUUACACCAACUCUCGAUACGCCAAGGUCGGAGGCCUCCCGCUUGCCGAGCUGAACCAUCUGGAAAUCCAGUUCCUCGUCCUCAACGACUUUCGGCUCGCUGUCCCUGUUGAAGAUUUGGAAGCCUACGCCACCAUGCUCGUCGAGUUUUAUGCUCGUGAAGUCAUGGCACAAAAGUCGGCGCCAGGAGCAUAG